Messenger RNA from Pieris macdunnoughi, 420 nucleotides. Lineage: Eukaryota; Metazoa; Arthropoda; Insecta; Lepidoptera; Pieridae. The record is from the annotation of a GenBank genome assembly.
AUGUGUGAAGAUAUUGUUGACUAUUAUGAAAUCUUAGAAUGUGACAGGGCCGCUAGUUACGAUGAGCUCAAAAAGAAUUAUCAGAGACUAGCUUUGCUUUUGCAUCCUGAUAGAAAUGAAAACAAGCAAAACGACGAAAAGUUUUUACUACUGCAGAAAGCCUGGUCAGUUCUCAGAGAUCCUGAAAGUAGAAAGCAGUUCGAUGCAUUAUUAGUAUGCCACGACCAUUCUAACCUCUUACUGUUCGAAACUUUAUCGUUAUCAGAGAUGACUUUUGACGAAACUGAAUGUGGAUAUUCAUACCCCUGUCGCUGUAGUGGAUUGUACUUUUUAGAAAUGAGUGAUGCUAAUCCACCAUCUGUUGUUGUUGAUUGCAAUGAGUGUUCAUUUUCUAUCCAAGUGAAUAUACCUCAACUAUGA